Lachancea lanzarotensis is the source of this 459-nucleotide messenger RNA. It is a transcript of the gene YNK1, whose product is annotated as LALA0S06e03488g1_1. Gene Ontology annotation, molecular function: nucleoside diphosphate kinase activity. The transcript has a single exon. Lineage: Eukaryota; Fungi; Ascomycota; Saccharomycetes; Saccharomycetales; Saccharomycetaceae. Bases 1 to 459 code for a protein of 152 amino acids. Gene Ontology annotation, biological process: UTP biosynthetic process; CTP biosynthetic process; GTP biosynthetic process. The record is from RefSeq and is a predicted model, not a curated record.
AUGUCCCAGAACGAAAGAACCUUCAUUGCCGUCAAACCAGACGGUGUCCAAAGAGGCCUUGUCUCCAAGAUCUUGGGUCGUUUCGAAGACAGAGGUUUCAAAUUGGUGGGCAUCAAGUUGGUGACACCAACUGAGAAUCUUCUCAAGGAACACUACGCUGAACACGUCAACAAAUCGUUUUUCCCCAAGAUGCUGUCUUACAUGAUGUCUGGUCCUAUCUUGGCUACCGUUUGGGAAGGCAAAGACGUGGUGCGUCAAGGCCGUGCGAUCUUGGGUGCUACUAACCCUCUAAACUCUGCUCCUGGUACUAUCAGAGGUGAUUUCGCCAUCGACAUGGGCAGAAACGUGUGUCACGGUUCAGACUCUGUGGAGUCCGCAAACCACGAGAUUUCUCUAUGGUUCAAGCCCGAAGAGCUCAACGACUGGAAACUUAACCAGCAGGCGUGGAUCUACGAGUAA